Symbiodinium natans is the source of this 2202-nucleotide messenger RNA. The record is from the annotation of a GenBank genome assembly. NCBI's taxonomy places the organism in Eukaryota, Dinophyceae, Suessiales, Symbiodiniaceae.
AUGCCGCGGAAGAACACAGUCAAGGCAAAGCCUCUUGACGAACUCGAACCUCCGCCACCGGGUUAUGAGGAUCAGUUCGAGGGCCUGCGAUCUGCCGCCCGUGCGGAGCUUGCCAAGAUGGCGAGGGAUCUCGGGCUGCCUGCGGACGGCACGCAGCAGCAGAUGGCGCUGCGAAUCGUCCGCGCGCUGGCAGCUGCAACGGCGGCCGAAGACAGACCUGCGACCCAUAGCUCACUAGAGGCCGCCGAGGGGGCCUGCGGGGACGCGGCCCCACCUGCAUCUGAUGACAGGGUACCGGACCUGUCCAAAGCAGAGGAUGCGGAGGCAACCGCGACCUCACCUGGAGACCACGCGGCCUCGUUGCCACCAGCAGUCACCCCAACGAAGCGAAUCCGCUCGAAGAGAGGAGCCAACGAGGCCUUCGACUCCCCCAGAACUGCAGCAGGUUUGCAACCGAGCAGUGGAAGCCAGCAGAACUCCAGCCAGCAGGGCUUGCCAAAGCUCCGCCGCACUGGGGGCUCCGAGAGCCUGGGCACAGGAGGCAUGGAGCCAGGCGGGGCCCACGCUGGACCCACGGGCCCUGCACACGAGCGUGCUGCUCCGGCGCAGGACCAGGAAAAGCCUGGAACCGGCAGCCCAGUUGGGAAGAAAAGGAAAACCGGCAGAGCGCCGAAGUCCACUUGCACCUCUGAAAGUGCCUCGCAGCCGCGCAAGAGGAUCAAGAAGAGCGCUGCCACAAUACCCGUGAGUGCUGAGAUUGAAGACGAAAGCCAGGCAACGGCUAAAGUUGCACCAUCGGACGAUGACCAGGAUCUAACACACCUUGUGCCCAAGCCUUCCGAGCACGGUGCAGAUUGUGCAGAUGUUGGCAUUCCCAAGGCUCAGGCCACGUCCAUCCCUGACAACCCGGAUGGCAGCCUGGAGGCCGACCUCCUCGCGGAGGCGCCAGUUUCCCAGGGCCCCGGCGUGCUGGUGGUGGCCGUGCCAACCGAGGCAGCUUUGAGGAUGCAAGAGUUGGGGUGGCUGGGUCACCUCCGAUGCGUGGCCGAGGUUGAGGCGGAGGUCUUCCAGACCAAUGUGGGGCAGACCGAGUGGGAGAGCGAGGUGCCCAGGUUCCUAGACAUCGCCACCCCGAACGGCCAGCGUGCCUGUGCUGGCCGAUACAAGCGCCUUGGCAAGAAGACAGUGAACAGCCAGCCCAUCUGGAAAAAGGUCGACGCAAAUCGCUGGGUGUACAGCGGCACGGACAGCACAUGGCUAGUGGGCGGAGUGAAGCAGCGAGACAUGGACUUUGGGUGCCGCUCCGGAGUGCUACACCAGGCCAAGCUCCAUGGCGGGCAGCUGCCACACAGGCUUGAGCCAGGCGGCUGGCGGCGUGUGGAUGGCAGUGGUUGGGUCCAGGACCCGGACAUCUGCAUCACUGCCUCCCCAGUGAUGCAGCCAGGCGCUCCGGUCGUAGCGAUGACAGGGCUACGCGAGGGUCGCUUUGGGCGCUUGGUGCACAGGCGGGAGGUGGCAGGGACAGUCUUCUGGAGAACGCAUUUCUCAGAUGGGGAGGAGGAGCUGCAGGAUGAGCACCUGGAAGUCCGCGAGCUGCAGUCUGGGGAGGUUUGGCUGUCCGUUGCCGGUGCCCCCGCUCCCCCGACAGCUGCCUUGGCAGCAGAGGCCCUCGCCUGUACUUUGCUGGGGCGCCCCAUGCAGUGUCACUACGAAGAGGCCGGAGAUUGUGCGACAGACGUUCUGAUCCCAGAGGAGCUUCUGGAGAGAGCAGGGCAAGGCGAGCUCUGCCGGCUCAUGGCGAAGCACCAGGUCAUCCUCGGCUUCCACAAGUCAAGUGAUAGCUCAUGGCUCCAACUGGUGAUUGUCAGCCAAGAUCCCAAGCCGGGAAUCCUGGCACUCCUGGAGCUUACGGAGGAGCUGCUCCCCGGCUACUUAGUGCGCGCCCCGCGAACCGUCUCGAGCGCGGGCUCGAGCGCAGGCUCGAGCGACUCGAGCUCCUCGCGACUGGGCGCCUCGGCACUUCGUUGUGCCGUCUACGGCGGGGAGGCGGCGUUGAAGAACCACCUCCAGGUCUUGUCGCGCUGCCUGGAGGUCCUUGCGGCACCCGUUGGUUUGACAAGUGCUGCUCCUGGACGCGCUGGAAGUGUGCUUUUGGCUUGCAGGGUUUCGUCUCAAAGUCCGAUUGCGCUACCGUUGUCUUAG